GCCCCUCGAUGUCGCCGCCGCCUUUAAAGGCUCCGGCUCGGCGUCGCCACUGCUGCGCUGGCGGCGGCUGUGGGCUGGGCAGGGCUCGGGCUGCUGGGUGCGGGCGGCGGCGGCGGCUACUCAGGAUGAGGGCUGCCGUCGCUCUGCUCACCGUGCUCGCCAGCCUGCUCCUCUGCCUCUAUCUCCUGUGGCUCACGGCUGACGGGCCCCUGAGCUCCAGGGACUGGAGAGGCGAAGCCCGGAAAGCGGUCAACUUCACCCCGGGAGUGCCCAGGAAGCUCAGUUUCCCCUUGGAGCCGGCCGCGCUCGCCACGAACAGCAGCACAAAUCUGGGUAUAAAAAAGCCACUCCAUCUGCCACCAGAAUGCAAAAGCCUACAAGACACGCUUUUAUCUUCAUUUAUGAAAAAAAAAAGGUAUUCAGAAGAUUAUUACCUUGAAAUUAUUACAAAUGUACAGAACUGCAGAUGGCAACGACAACCUGAAGAAUAUAAGAAGUUUAGGUCAAAACUUGUUUCUUGCUGUGAUGCUACACACAACCUUGUCAUUUCUCAAAAUAACACUCCACUUGGGAGUAACAUAAGUUAUGAAGCAGAGAGGGCCAGCUUCCCUAUUGAAAAGGGCAUUUUUCGAAUGCUGCCGGUGUCACAACCGUUUGUGGGGCGUCCCUUUAAUCAGUGUGCAGUGGUUGGAAAUGGGGGAAUCCUGAGAGACUCUAUCUGUGGAGCUGAAAUAGAUAAAUCUGACUUUGUUUUCAGAUGUAAUCUCCCCCCAAUCACAGGAAACAUUAGCAGAGACGUUGGCAACAAAACCAAUCUGGUUACUGUUAAUCCCAGCAUCAUUGGACGGAAGUAUGGUGAGUUAAAUGGGAAUAAAUCGGCGUUUGUGAACAGCAUUGCCACCUACGGAGAGGCGUUCCUCAUCCUGCCGGCUUUUUCCUUCAGAAGGAACACUGACAUCUCUCUGGAUGUGUACCACACCCUGCAUGGAUUCAAAGCCAAACAGAAGGCGAUAUUUUUUCACCCCAAGUACCUGAAAAGCCUCGCCCAGUUCUGGAGAACUAAAGGUGUGCACGCCUUCCGCCUGUCCUCGGGCUUAAUGAUCACGAGUGCGGCCAUCGAGCUGUGUGAGAACGUGAAGCUGUACGGAUUUUGGCCUUUCUCUAAGACCACCAACGACAUGCCCAUCAACCAUCACUACUACGACAAUGAGUUGCCCAAGCCCGGCUUCCACGCAAUGCCCAUAGAGUACAGAGAAAUUCUCCAGCUUCAUGGGAAAGGCGUCCUCAAGCUACAGUUUAGUAAAUGCGAGGCAGCUUGAGCCAGGUGGUGACUUCCAUGGGAGGAUUUUCUCUGUGUCAACACUCAUGGUUUGACUUGAUGUUGUUUUUGUGAAUACUAAGCCGCAUUACAUCAAGAUAUCGUUUGUAUUUGAUUAGCUACACAAAGGAUUUGGACAUUCUUCAAAAUACACGAAGUAGUUCCUUUCCUGAAGAGUUAACUGUGUCACUGAGUUGAAUUGUUCGUGUUUGAAUGUUUUAUUAAAAUGAGACCAUCUCUUUUGGAUAGCAAAAGUUUACAUCCUUAUGGAAAAGAUGGGUGGUUAUAUCAGAAAUGAGACUAACUUAAAAGCCACAGAGAAAAAGGCUUAUGUUUGUGUUGGGCCAUUAAAUGCCUUUUGGUUUGAAUGCUGACCUCAUGUUCUGCUUUCUAAUUAUACUUAUUUAUGUAAGUUGUAAGCAUAUCUAAAAAUAUUAAGCAAACAAAUCUACGUCCCCAAUCUCUAGCUUAUCUCCUUGUCUACUUAAAUGGAAGUAGUUAAGGAAAGAAAGGACUGAGUCAGCAUGCUGAAUUUAUCUAUAUCACCUUUAAAUUUUAGCCUCAACCAGUCCAUUAUGUCUUACUAAAAGUUCCUUUUUCCAAAAGCUCUGAUGGACUCAUUUUGAUUAAGCACAAUCUCAGCUUGGUCAUAUUCACAUGGUUCACAGCCUGUGUGGUUCUCUUUUGAUUAUUUUCAUUUUAAUGUAUUUUUGACACAUAAAUGGGUUUUCGUUUAUAGCACAAAAGAGAAGCCUCCAUUAGCUGUGUGAGGUGAUCCAAUAAAGUUCACUUAAGUAAUGAGCUUUUACAAAAAAAAAAAAAAAAAAAAAAAAAAAAAGGAAAAUGACUUCAUAUUGCAUCAAACUCAUUUUCUUUAAUUGCCUCUUUGAGGUGCCUGAGACUGUUCAUUUAUAAGAGCCCAGCUUUGUUUCAUUUUGCUUUUGGUUGAUUUUGUUGGUGCUUUUCGAAAUCGGCUGCUGGUAUUUCUAUGGGGUGGACUACUUUGCUGAUGGAAGAUUGAGUAGAUCCUAGAUAUUUAGACCUUCUUUUCCCAAGAAGGUAUAUUUACUCAAGCAUUUCCCAAAAGAUGUUUACUAGCCAUCUAGAACAUCAAUUUUUCUUCACUAAAAUUGGGAUAAUUGAAGCAAGAGAACACACUAGAGUAAAUCAUUAUCUAAAGAACUUGGAAAAUGGCAUAUGUAAGUUUAUUUUAAAAUAACACUACCACAUUGGAAUAUUUUAAAGCUGGCUGCAGUUUUUCCUAUUUGGUUGCAGUGGCUAUUUUAACUUAAAAUUUCUUUUUGGAGUUUUAGGGUAAAAGUGGCUGGGACUUGGUUCCACAAUGGAUUUGCACUGGCUUUUUGUAAUUUUCAGAAUCACUUAUUAUUUAAGUAAUGACUGUUACUGUUAUUACAGUCACCACGUGUACACUUGGUUACCAAAUGAUAAGAUGGUAGCUGAAGAUCCCCAAAUCAGCAUAAGCCCAAAUUGAGGAGGGCUGGGAUGGGGAAACAUUAUUCCACGGCAGCACACCCCAAGACUGUCCCUUAUUUGGCAUCUGCCCCUGCUAUCCAAAGAACUUGCUUGUAAACUCUUAAUUUUAGACCCAAAGAGGUAAAUUUCCCUCCAUUCCAUGUUGGUCCAUCUGCCACCGUGACUCCUUAGUGGCCCACAGCUCCGCGUUGUCCGAAGCCGAUUUCCAGCGGCCUUUUUGCGUGUUUUGUUUAGUUUUUCCGUGUCCUCUCUGCUUGGGACAGCACAUUCCGUGCACUCGAUGAUAGCUGCUUAUUUAUCCCGCUGCGGCUCACUGCUUCCAUGUGGGGGUGCUGUGUUGUGACUGAUGUGUAUCGCGUCGGUGAGGAUGUCCUAGGACCUCCCUGAGGGUCCCCUCGCCCUCCGUGAAUGUUCUGCUCUUCCUGACUCACUUCACUCCUUCCCUGCUGGUCAUCAUUGGUUAAUGUACCUAACUUGUGGAAUGGCAUGGUAACUAACACCUGUAUAUCCAAUAAAAUUGAGAUUGUGUGGAA
Antechinus flavipes (yellow-footed antechinus) is the source of this 3345-nucleotide messenger RNA. It is a transcript of the gene ST8SIA6, whose product is annotated as ST8 alpha-N-acetyl-neuraminide alpha-2,8-sialyltransferase 6. The coding region runs from base 9 to 1319 and encodes 436 amino acids. Gene Ontology annotation, molecular function: alpha-N-acetylneuraminate alpha-2,8-sialyltransferase activity. Lineage: Eukaryota; Metazoa; Chordata; Mammalia; Dasyuromorphia; Dasyuridae. The record is from RefSeq and is a predicted model, not a curated record. Gene Ontology annotation, biological process: N-glycan processing; oligosaccharide metabolic process. The transcript is spliced from 9 exons.